Closterium sp. Naga37s-1 is the source of this 1719-nucleotide messenger RNA. The record is from the annotation of a GenBank genome assembly. Lineage: Eukaryota; Viridiplantae; Streptophyta; Zygnematophyceae; Desmidiales; Closteriaceae.
AUGCUCCUCACCCCUCCCUUGCCUAUCACCCCUCCCUUGCCUAUCACCCCUCCCUUGCCUAUCACCCCUCCCUUGCCUAUCACCCCUCCCUUGCCUAUCACCCCUCCCUUGCCUAUCACCCCUCCCUUGCCUAUCACCCCUCCCUUGCCUAUCACCCCUCCCUUGCCUAUCACCCCUCCCUUGCCUAUCACCCCCCCCUUGCCUAUCACCCCCCCCUUGCCUAUCACCCCUCCCUUGCCUAUCACCCCUCCCUUGCCUAUCACCCCCCCCUUGCCUAUCACCCCUCCCUUGCCUAUCACCCCUCCCUUGCCUAUCACCCCUCCCUUGCCUAUCACCCCUCCCUUGCCUAUCACCCCUCCCUUGCCUAUCACCCCCCCCUUGCCUAUCACCCCCCCCUUGCCUAUCACCCCUCCCUUGCCUAUCACCCCUCCCUUGCCUAUCACCCCUCCCUUGCCUAUCACCCCUCCCUUGCCUAUCACCCCCCCCUUGCCUAUCACCCCUCCCUUGCCUAUCACCCCCCCCCUUGCCUAUCACCCCCCCUUGCCUAUCACCCCCUCCCUUGCCUAUCACCCCUCCCUUGCCUAUCACCCCCCCCUUGCCUAUCACCCCUCCCUUGCCUAUCACCCCUCCCUUGCCUAUCACCCCCCCCUUGCCUAUCACCCCUCCCUUGCCUAUCACCCCUCCCUUGCCUAUCACCCCUCCCUUGCCUAUCACCCCUCCCUUGCCUAUCACCCCUCCCUUGCCUAUCACCCCCCCCUUGCCUAUCACCCCCCCCUUGCCUAUCACCCCUCCCUUGCCUAUCACCCCUCCCUUGCCUAUCACCCCCCCCUUGCCUAUCACCCCCCCCCUUGCCUAUCACCCCCCCCUUGCCUAUCACCCCUCCCUUGCCUAUCACCCCUCCCUUGCCUAUCACCCCUCCCUUGCCUAUCACCCCCCCCUUGCCUAUCACCCCCCCCUUGCCUAUCACCCCCCCCUUGCCUAUCACCCCCCCCUUGCCCCUCACCGCUCCCAUGCCCCUCCUCGACUCAGCCUCUCUGGCUUCCCCCCCUCCCUCCUUUCAACUCAGCCUCUCGGGCUUCCCCCUCUCCCUCCUUUCAAGACCCCUGUGGCUGCCGUCCCCUCCUCCCUCUCCCUAUCCCCCUCCUCCUGCUGCCCACGCUCCCUCCUCCCGCCCCUCUCCCCCACCCGCCUCAAUCAAGCUCACCUCCUUUGACCGUCUGCUGGGGGCAGGAUCUGCAGCAGCAGGGGGGGGAACAGCCGUGCGAGUCUACCCUGAGAACAGCAGGGGGAGUGGCAGUCAAAGUGGCAGUGUGGGGCGGGAGGGAGGUGAAAAGGGCGUGCAGGAAUGGAGAGGUCUACCUCGCAUCCGUGCCCUCCCUCAUUCCCGGCAACACCCUGGCUUCUGUGGGGGGUGGCGGCAGACACGAGGGCUUUGAUGCAAUCAACAGCCCUGGAGUGACAAGAGGAGGGGGCAGGGAGGGUCCGAGGCUGGAUGAGAUGCUGGGAGGGUGGGCCGUGGCAGAGGCGGCCGUGGAAGACGCGAGGAGGGCAGAGGAAGCAGAGGAGGUGGUGAGGAGGGAGGCAGAGCUCUUGGGUGGUGAUUAUGGGGUGAGUGUGCCCCAUGUGCUGCCUGCGGUGGUGUGUGCUGGGCUCAUGGAUGGGUGGGUGGCACAGGGCCAGGCCGAUCUGAGAGCACCGUUCCAGCCAUUGCCUUACUGA